This is a messenger RNA of Balaenoptera acutorostrata (minke whale), 1056 nucleotides long. RefSeq names its product inflammation and lipid regulator with UBA-like and NBR1-like domains. Gene Ontology annotation, cellular component: phagophore assembly site. Lineage: Eukaryota; Metazoa; Chordata; Mammalia; Artiodactyla; Balaenopteridae. Gene Ontology annotation, biological process: macroautophagy. The record is from RefSeq and is a predicted model, not a curated record. Gene Ontology annotation, molecular function: ubiquitin binding.
AUGACGGCAGCCGAGACGCCGGGGCCUUCCUCAGACGAGCAGGGUCUCGGCGCCUGCCAGCAGCUUCUCCCGGUCUUUGGACGCAGCGACGGCUCGGUUGUGAGGGUGCGGGGAAGCGAGUGUCCGGCCCCACACUUGGAGGACACGGACCUGGACCCCGAGCUGAUGCAGAAGUUCACCUCUGGCACCACUGACGAGGACGUGCUCAUCUGCGGGUUCCACCAGUUGCUUGGCUUCCAGCUCAACCCGGCCGGCUAUGUUUUCCUGCCCAUGACCAGCUGGAACCUACAAGCAGCAAUUGGCGACUGUUAUGACUUCGAGAGGCCAAACAUCAGUGUGCCCUCUAUGUCCUUUGUUGAAGAUGUCACCAUAGGAGAAGGGGAGCCGAUACCUUCUGAUACUCAGUUUAUGAAAACAUGGCGGAUGCAGAAUUCUGGGGCGGAGGCCUGGCCUCCAGGGGUUUGUUUUAAAUACGUCAGAGGAGACCAGUUUGGACUUGUGCACGUGGUGAUGGUGAGACCGCUAGAGCCCCAAGAGAUUGCAGAUGUCAGCGUCCAGGUGUGCAGCCCGGGCAGAGCAGGAAUGUAUCAGGACAGUGGAUACUGUCCACUGCGCAUAUCCUGUCCGCGGAUAUGCGCGGCCACAGGACUCUACCAUGGAGAUGUCGUCGGGGUCCUUCUCGGUGUGGAGGUGGGUGGACUUUUAGGAGUAACGCAGCAGCUGUCAUCUUUUGAAACGGAGUGGGACACACAGCCACAUCGCAAGGCAGAAGGAAACUUCAACCCCUUUGCCUCUCCCCAAAAGAACCGACAAUCAGGUGAACAAUUUAAAAGACCCUGGGGAUUCCGGUUCGACUCAAUCAGCAAAAACACAUGGGCUCCUGUUCCUGACCGCCCCAAGCAAGAUGGGAGUAGACCCUCACAGAACUCUGUGAAUCUGUCCCCCAGCCAGCCGUCACGCAAACAGCUUGUCGGUAAGGUAGGUGCCCUCGGAAAAGAGGAGAAAGGGCAGGUGGUGGGCCUUGGGAUUUGUGAUACCCCUUCAUGGCAAACCUAG